AUGCGACAACAGAAUGUUGUAUGGAAUAUGGAGCUUCUCGUUGAGCGGUAUAAGAAGCAACAAAACCCUCGUACACCUCGUGUCGAAGACAUCGCUUCAGAUAUCUACACACGUCUACCACGCGAAAUCCGUAACCGCGUGUAUACAUACUGCGUCCAGGGAUCCUAUGACAACGAAGUCAUUGUUCGACGCACAGCAAUUGGAAACACCCGACGCUUCGCGCACCUCAUCCGACAACCUUGCGGCCAACACUCCUACCAAUGGAUCGAAGACCCCACAGCAAUAUACUUGAGCGCAGAUGGUCUGGGUGGUGAUGUUGCUAGAGAGUUGCUCGAAUGCUACUAUUGGACCCGUACAUUUAAGUUUGCACACCACGAGCUGUGCCUGCUCAAACCGUUCCUUGAAACAGAUGGAUUUGGGCUUGGAAUGAUACCGGCGCAUUAUGCAAGACGUUUGCACAUACAGAUCCAGCCUCUUGACUUUGCGUUUCUGUUAACCGAAAAACGGCUCUUUGAAGAGCAGCGGUGUUGCAAAACCAUCGAGGCUCUCUCUAUCAUGAAGACAGCUCGGACCGAGGUCAUGGUCGAGAUUGAUCUAGCCCAAGGAUCCUUGAGUGAUGGGGACUAUGAGCACUUCUCGAAUGAAGCUGCGCAGUUCAUGCUCAAACUCAAAAGCGUGGUAGAAACUUUGAAAGAGAGAGGACUGCGCAUAAAUCUAGGGACGAUAUAA
Alternaria atra is the source of this 729-nucleotide messenger RNA. RefSeq lists its product as uncharacterized. NCBI's taxonomy places the organism in Eukaryota, Fungi, Ascomycota, Dothideomycetes, Pleosporales, Pleosporaceae. The coding region runs from base 1 to 729 and encodes 242 amino acids. The transcript is spliced from 2 exons. The record is from RefSeq and is a predicted model, not a curated record.